This is a messenger RNA of Triticum turgidum subsp. durum (durum wheat), 1596 nucleotides long. The record is from the annotation of a GenBank genome assembly. NCBI's taxonomy places the organism in Eukaryota, Viridiplantae, Streptophyta, Magnoliopsida, Poales, Poaceae.
AUGCCGCGGAAUCAGAUCGGCGACACGGUCCCCGGUGAAGUGGUGCCGCCGCCGAACCAAGUAGGGAAUCGGAGGGUCGGCCCGGUCUCCGGUGCCGCGGUGCCGCCUAAGCAAGUCAGGGAUCGAACGCCCGUGUCGGCCCCUCCGCCGUCGAAGCAACGCAAGGAUCAGACGGUCCGCCCGGUCUCCGUUGGAGCGGUGCUGCCGACGCAAGUCGGGGGUCGGACGCCCGUGUCAGUCCCUCCGUCGUUGCCCAGCCAGGAUCGAAAUCGGAGGGUCAGCACCGUCUCCGGUGGAGAGGUGCCGCUGAAGCAGGCUGGGAAUCGGUCGCCGUCGUCGACCCAGCUGUCGCCGAAGCAACGCCGGGAUCAGACGGUCGGCUCGGUGUCCGGCAGAGAACCCUCGCUGCAGAUGCACGCUACACAACAAGGCAGACCGGCCAGUUCCUCGAAAUCUAGGUCAUGUUCGGCUCUCCGCGGUAACACCAGUUUGCAUGCUCGUAAGCCAUCCGCUGCUGCAACCAAAACUGGUGUACAAGCGAAGCCAAAGAAGACCAAAGAGCUGGAAGAAGCUGAUAACGAAAUCAGAAAACUGAACAACUUGGGCUUGGGAGACGAUAUCAGCAACGAACAGUAUCGUGUUUAUCUCAACCAGCUGCCUCGCAAGCCUGAUGUCGACGUCUGCACCAAGCUGGAUGCUGUGCAGCUCAAGGAGCUCAAUGUGCGCCAUGCGUUGUAUCGCAACAAGUAUUAUCAGCUGUCACAACACGUGCCUGAGGAUAAGCUUUGCUAUGAUAAACUGAAGGAGGACUACCCACCUGGCCAUCGUCCUGUGGGGCAGGGAUCUUUUAAGUGCUCUGAGGAAGAUGGCGAAUUAGAUUGGUCUUUCCACCCUGACUACUGCAAACUUGCUGGCCUGGAGGACUACCAACGGCUGGUCCCUCGAAAUUAUGGUGGUUUUGAGUAUGUCAAUUGGGAUGAGUACCACAAGGAUUGUCAUAGCUAUGAAAUAGAACAAGAAUAUGUCAAAUUUUGUGAAGAAUUGUCCAAGAAACUUAAGUGGAUUGAAGCUUAUGUGUUAAAUAAGCCUCCAUCUCUUAUGUGGGGAAAGAUUUUGACCAGAGGAUCUUACCAAGCAAUCAAGAUCGCUACUGACUUCUCGAAGAUAUACGAUGGCUUAGCCUUUUCUGGCUUCUACGAAUGGUUAGAUAGCAUGGGUUUUGAUGUGUGUUGCUACAACGAGUUUGAUGGUCUCUAUUACGAGAUUUGGCAAAGGUACAACAUGGAGAAGAAAUUCAGAGAUGCUCUGUAUGAAGUCUAUGAACUUAACAUGUUUCCAUUACGCCAAGAAAGAAUGAGACGUGCAUUGGAGAAUGACACAUUCUGCUCCGACUUGGAAGAAGAGUUUCUUGCUUGCACAGCUUGCCUCGAUGAAUUUGCAGAUGACAAAAGCCAGAUUUCAGAGGAUAAAGCCCGGGAGUUGAUUGCAGAGGCACUUAGAAAGGAGACGCAGAAACCAAAGUUCUAUGAGGAUUAUUGUAGGAAGAAGCUAGAUAUUGCUCAAGCUAUUGGAUUAAUUCCCAGCAUACCGUCUUAA